AUGCACAGAGGCCGUGGAGCGGAGCGAGAAGCUGAUCGGCCGGAAAAUAGUGGCUCUGAGCGGGCGCUGUCGCCGGAGCUAGAGGCGACUGCAGAAGAGAUCAAGGCGGCCAAGAAAGCGGAGCAGGAAGACGCCGAACGAGCGUUGUAUGCAUCGGCGCCCAAGAAGGCGCAUCCGUGCGAAGGAUACGUCCGCCUCGACCAGGUCGGUGAAGGUACAUACGGACAAGUCUUCAAGGCCAGAGCGGAGAACACCGGUGUGCUGGUUGCCCUGAAGAAAAUUCGUAUGGAGUCGGAAAAGGACGGGUUUCCUAUCACUGCUUUGCGAGAGAUCAAGAUCCUGCAAGCGCUGCGCCAUCCUAACGUCGUACGCCUGCACGAGAUGAUGGUGUCAAAGGCUUCUGUCUACAUGAUCUUCGAAUAUCUCGAGCACGAUCUGAACGGCGUGUUGGCAAAUCCAGCGAUCGAGUUCAAGCUGCAGCAUAUCAAGUCCUUAGCCAAGCAGAUGCUCGAAGGGUUGGAGUACCUGCACAAGAAAGGCAUUCUGCAUCGGGACCUGAAAGGCUCGAACUUGCUCGUGAACAGCAACGGUCUGCUCAAGCUCGCCGAUUUCGGCCUAGCGCGACUAUACGCCAAGCGGCGGGGCGAAGAUCACACGAACCGCGUAAUCACGCUGUGGUAUCGUCCACUGGAGCUUCUGUAUGGCGCGACGCAGUACGGGGCCGAGGUUGACAUGUGGGGCGCCGGCGCGAUCUUUCUAGAACUCUUUGCGCGUAAACCAAUCUUUCAGGGCAACGACGAGAUCCAUCAGAUCCAAUGCAUCACAGAUAUCCUCGGGCCUUUCACCAGCGAGCGGUGGGCCGACGUCGAUGAGCUGCCGUGGUUUGGGCUCAUUCAGUCUGCUGCGCCAGAGGUCAACGGGAAUGGCCAAAAGUGCGGAAGUGCGGAAGAGAACCUUGCCCGGUUCCGUCGGGUGUUCUCAAAAUGGCUGUCACCUGCUGCGCUUGACCUUGCGCUCGACUUACUGCACUAUGACCCCCAGGGGCGUGCUACUGCUGCCGAAGCUCUCGCCAGUCCUUACUUUACGGAAGAAGAGCCACCUCCCCAAAUUCCGAUCGAGGUCUUCCGAGAGGUACAAGGGGAAUGGCACGAGCUUGAAUCGCGCAAGGCACGCCGCAAGCGGGCCGCUGCCGCGGAGGCUGCGAUCCAGAACGCCAAUGAACACAGCACCAACACCAACAUGAACAACAAUAACGGCGCGUCGGUGCCGGGUCCUGGAGGAGCCAGCGUGGGCCAGGUUAUGGUUGCUGUCGGCGACCGUGACGCAGCGUCAUCAAUACAAUGGACGGACGCGGCAGCAGUACCACUGCCGCUGGUCGUGCCUCCGUCUGCGCCACGACCUGACGACUUGCCCUCCGUGGGCCGAGACUGA
Tilletiaria anomala UBC 951 is the source of this 1431-nucleotide messenger RNA. RefSeq names its product Pkinase-domain-containing protein. NCBI's taxonomy places the organism in Eukaryota, Fungi, Basidiomycota, Exobasidiomycetes, Georgefischeriales, Tilletiariaceae. The transcript has 4 exons. Gene Ontology annotation, molecular function: RNA polymerase II CTD heptapeptide repeat kinase activity; cyclin-dependent protein serine/threonine kinase activity; cyclin binding. Gene Ontology annotation, cellular component: nucleus; cyclin/CDK positive transcription elongation factor complex. The record is from RefSeq and is a predicted model, not a curated record. Bases 1 to 1431 code for a protein of 476 amino acids. Gene Ontology annotation, biological process: transcription elongation by RNA polymerase II; positive regulation of transcription elongation by RNA polymerase II; protein phosphorylation.